Acipenser ruthenus (sterlet) is the source of this 6712-nucleotide messenger RNA. It is a transcript of the gene ret, whose product is annotated as ret proto-oncogene receptor tyrosine kinase. NCBI's taxonomy places the organism in Eukaryota, Metazoa, Chordata, Actinopteri, Acipenseriformes, Acipenseridae. The transcript is spliced from 20 exons. Gene Ontology annotation, molecular function: transmembrane receptor protein tyrosine kinase activity; calcium ion binding; ATP binding. Gene Ontology annotation, biological process: protein phosphorylation; cell surface receptor protein tyrosine kinase signaling pathway; positive regulation of kinase activity. The coding region runs from base 262 to 3591 and encodes 1109 amino acids. The record is from RefSeq and is a predicted model, not a curated record. Gene Ontology annotation, cellular component: membrane; signaling receptor complex; axon.
CUCUGUCUUUCUCCCUCCCUCCCUCCGUCCCUGCCAGCCUGCCUGCCUCACUCUCUCAGCAUCAGCAGACCAGCUCAGAUUGUACUGAGAGCACCACAGCAGCGGGCAGGUUAUCGGGCGACCGGACUGAGGAUACUAUCCACCGGACUCAGAGAAUCCCCACCAGCAAACUGGACAACUGUUGAAAUCAUUUUCAACUAAAUCACUUAUACGAAGAGCUCUUCAUACUUUCUUAAACUCUGGAAUUUAAUACAAUAAACAAUGGGAGGAGCGGUGCGUUUAAAACUGAAGACUUUAUUGUUUCUACUUGUUUGUAAAGCCUCUCUUGCGCUCUACUUCCCCCAGAUGGAGUACUCGGAGAGCGUGUUUGUGGAGCAGCCGGCAGGCCCCCUGCUGCAGAUUCACGCUCUGAAAGAGGAGGAGAAUGAGACGGCUCGAUUCUCCCUUUUCAAGAGCUACCCCUGGUUCCAGAUCGAUGAGAGCACCGGAAUGCUGUCCCUCAACAGGAGCCUGGACAGGAAGGACUUUGCUCUGCUGACGAACGGGGAACCCCUGAAGCUGAAGAAGCUCUUCCUACAAGUUGCCGCCCUCUCCAGUGAAGACCACAAGCACUAUGUGAGGGUGUCCCUGACUCUGAUCAACGCCACAGCGCCCCCUUGCAGUGAGGUGAAGCCCAGGCAAUUGUGUUUCCGUGAGGAGGACUAUGCACCCCACAUCAAAGAGAACAAGCAACCUGGACUGUUCCGCAACCUCCGCCCCCUGCCCCUGCAGCAACGCUGCCCCCACAUCAACAUCACCUACAGAGUCGAACAAGAUCUCAGCCCUUUAGGCGACGUGUACCCGUUUGAAUUGGACCAGGACACGUCAGAGCUGGCGGUGUCUGUGCCCCUGGACCGCGAGCAGAGGGAGGAAUACAGUCUUCUGGUACGAUGCACCGUCACCACCGAGUCCAUGGUAACCCAAGUGGACCAGCCCCUACUAAUCAGCGUUCACGAUGAGGACGACAGCGCCCCCUGCCUGCGGAAUGGCUCCGACACCACAGAGGCAGUGGUGGAGUUCGACAGGAAAGAGGGUGCAGUCCUGGGCAGGUUGCUUGUUUAUGACGCUGACUCCACGCCGAUAUACCCCAGAGACCAGAGUCGCAAUAAGUACGCCGGCAUCCUGUUGACAAAAGACACGUGGAUCAAAGAAACAUUCAAAAUCGAACACACGUUCAAAGAGACCAACUUCAACCACGUGCGAGGCACCGUCCACGAGUACAAACUGGUUCUGAACAGAAGCCUGCCCACCACAGAGAGCCGCUCACUUCAGCUGCACGUUCUUGUGAACGACACAGAGUUCCAGGGGCCAGGGGGGUCCCUGGUGCUCCAUUUCAACGUGACCAUCCUGCCUGUCUCCAUCGUCUUUGCCAACACUAGCUUCAUGUUUAGAAUCCAGAACAAUGCUGCCCAGUUUGCACAGAUCGGCAGAGUCUGCGUUGAGAACUGUCUGAAAUUCCACGGGGUCAGCAUCACGUACAAGCUGGAGCCGGCCGACAAGAACCUGACAGCUGUGGCCAAGGCCUGUCACAGCGCGGUGGGCAUCGCUCCGGGCCAGGAGGGCAUCGUCGGGAUCCUCUACGUCAACGACCCCAAAACCCUGAGGAGACACAAGUGCCUGGAGCUGCAGUACACCGUCACAGCUGUGAACAAACUGAACACCAAGCGUGCCCGGACUCUGCUGACCAUCACACCGGAGAGCACAGGCAGCGCUCCACCGCUGACCUCUGGUGGCCGUGCUCUGGAGGAGGACUGCCCCCUGUCCUGUGCUGAGAAUCGGCUGCGUUCAGACUGUGAGGUCUGCGGGGGUAUGGGGGCGACGGACGGGAGGUGCCAGUGGAGACAAGGCAGCGGGAACGCACUGACCACAAACUACUCGACCUGCUCGCCCACUCUCCAGACCUGCCCAGAUGGUCAAUGCGAUGUGGUUGAGAACAUGAACCCAGCCAUCUGUCCACAGGACUGCACGAAGUUGGAUGUUAUUGGAGGGCACGAGCGAGGCUUUUUGUCUGGGAUCAAGGCUGGCUACGGGACCUGCUACUGCUUCCCGGGAAUCAAGUGCUACUGUGAGAAAGAUGACAUCAGCGAGCCCAUGUGUGACGAUGUGUGUAAGACUGUGAUCGCAGCGGCAGUGCUGCUCUCCUUCAUCAUCUCAGUGCUGCUCUCCUCCUACUUCAUCCAUCGCUACCACAAGAGUUCCCCCAAGCCCCCCAUCGCCUCGGCUGAGAUGACCUUCCGCCGGCCCGCCCAGGCCUACCCCAUCAGCUACUCUGCCAACAACGUGCGCCGGCCCUCCCUCGACUCCAUGGACAACCAAGUGGCUGUGGACAACCUCAAGAUCCCUGAGGAUCCCAAGUGGGAGUUCCCCCGGAAGAACCUGGUGCUCGGCAAAACUCUGGGAGAAGGGGAGUUUGGGAAGGUUGUCAAAGCAACGGCAUUCCGGCUGAAGGGAAAGGCAGGAUACACGACUGUAGCUGUGAAGAUGUUGAAGGAGAACGCCUCCCAAAGUGAGCUGCGAGACCUCCUGUCUGAGUUUAACCUUCUGAAGCAAGUCAACCACCCUCAUGUCAUCAAAAUGUAUGGAGCCUGCAGCCAGGAUGGCCCUCUACACCUGAUAGUGGAGUAUGCGAAGUACGGGUCCCUGCGCAAUUUCCUACGUGAGAGCCGGAAGGUGGGGCCCAGCUACCUGGGAAGCGAUGCCAACCGCAACUCCAGCUACCUGGAGAACCCGGACGAGCGAGCCCUGACCAUGGGGGACCUUAUCUCCUUCUCCUGGCAGAUAUCCCGGGGCAUGCAGUACCUGGCAGACAUGAAGGUGGUUCAUCGGGACCUGGCUGCUCGCAAUGUCCUGGUGGCUGAGGGAAGGAAGAUGAAGAUUUCGGAUUUUGGGCUCUCGAGGGACGUCUAUGAGGAAGACUCGUAUGUGAAGAGGAGCAAGGGUCGAAUACCUGUGAAGUGGAUGGCGAUUGAGUCUUUGUUUGAUCAUAUCUACACCACGCAGAGUGAUGUGUGGUCUUUUGGGGUCCUCCUUUGGGAGACUGUGACGCUGGGUGGAAACCCAUACCCUGGCAUCGCCCCAGAGCGACUCUUCAACCUGCUGAAGACGGGGUACAGGAUGGAGAAACCGGAGAACUGCAGCGAGGAGAUGUACAAUCUGAUGCUGCGCUGCUGGAAGCAGGAGCCAGACAAGCGGCCGCCCUUCUCUGACGUCAGCAAAGAGCUGGAGAAGAUGAUGGUGAAGAGCAGAGACUAUCUGGACCUCGCUGCCUCCACCCCUGCAGACUCCCUGCUCUACGACGACGCCCUGUCUGAAGAGGACACGCCCCUGGUGGACUGUAAUAACACCCCCCUUGCCCGCACCCUUCCCUCCACCUGGAUUGAGAACAAGCUCUAUGGCAUGUCUUACCCGAACUGGCCAGAGAAGAGCCCCGUGCUGCUCACAAGACUCGAUGGCACUAACCCUGUCUUUACAAGAUAUGCAAAUGAUAGUGUAUAUGCAAACUGGAUGGUUUCACCCUCAACGGCAAAGUUUAUGGACAAGUUUGAUAGUUAAAAAACGUAAUGACAGUAUAAACAUAAAUAUAUACUGUAUAAAGUUUAGUCCAGUAAAAGCCUCCUAUGUGACCAGUACAUAGCCCCCCCCUCUCUAUCUCUCUCUCGCUCCCUCCUUCUUUGUCUCUCUCUCCCCUCCCCUCUCUCACUCCCCCUCUUGCUCUCCUUUCCUCCCUCUUUCUCUCUCUCGCCUCUCCUCCCUCUCUCACUCCCUCUCUCUCCCCCACCCUCUCUCUUCCUCCCUCCCUCCCUCCCAUAUAUACAUGCAGUAUAUAGAUAUGUACUUCAGUUUAAUGAAUGAAAAGGAUGUAAGGGUCCAGUUAAUGGGAUCUGGAUCCACUAUUUGUGUGUACUGCGCAAGUGUCUCACCCAACGUGCAUUCUAGACAGCAAAAUCUAUGCACUGGCAAAAGCUCUACUUUAAAAAGGGUGCUAUUAAACAGACUGUUAUCAAGUUGAAGAGGAGGAUGUGCUUAAUUAGCACCAUUGAUUUCAUCAAGACAAUCUGAGCAUAUGCUCUUCUGCAAAAUACAUGCCAGCUAAGUUAUUUUGUGUAGAAUAGACCUCUUAUUUAUAAGUACAGUUUAUGUAUAUUUGAAACUAGUAUUAAUUAUUUUUUUAUCUAAGGCAUCUAUUAGUUGCUAUUCAUUAUCCAUACCAAUCUGAAGCUGAAUGGAUAGCUCUCAUAUUAAUGUGCAUGCUCUACAUUUGCUUCUGCCAUGCUUUACAUCCUGUGGCUGAGAUUUAUCCUGCUGUUUGCUUGUGCUACCCGUUUCCAUACUUUACUGUGGCAGCAAUUAAUUUUUAAAGGGAUGCACAGACAGUAUUCAGCAAUGAUUUUUUUGUUUGUUUUUGUGGAUUUUAUAUAUGUAUAUGGCUUUACUUGUCAAUCGCUAACACGUCCUCCUAUAUGAAUAUGAAAAUAAAAUUACGAUGAUAUUAACAGGCUGCCUGAUCAGUUUUAGCUGCUCAGAGCACUGAACCCAAUUAUACAGGCACGCACAGUACAAAGCAUCCCACUUCUCCCUUCACACUGAAAGAAGGAUUUUGCUGUCUAGAAAAAGGUUGGUUCAAGCUGAAGUUCAAGUGGGGUCUGUUUUAACCAUACUGUAUCUCAACCCUUCACUGUAUUUGUAUUAUAUUUCGUGAAGUUAAAAAGGGGCUUUAAACCAGUAGGAUUGAUAUAGAGUGAUGUGGUGGCAGUAUUUUCCACCCUUGUUUAGAUCAUUAAGAUUAAUACAAAUGUACAACUUCUACUUUCUGUAAAAAAAAAAAAAAAAAAAUGAAAUGUACUUAAACAUAAUGUGUUGUUUCUCGUGACAUGAUGGGGGAUUCUGCACCUGUAGCAGUGACAAUGAUUUUGCAGAGCUGCUUCUCAUUUCUUUAAGAGCAACGAGGCCAAGAUAGUCUCUCCCUCUGGUGACGACACACAGUGCUAGGCACUAUUAAUCAUCAUAGGAAUGCAAUAACCAUGUGUCCAGCUCUUAAUGAAAGAUGCAUUUAGUUCAUAAAUAGCACCUCUUGCAAAUUGCAGCAAACUAGUGCAUAUAAAUGCACGACUGCAGAGCAUGAUUCUACACAGGCACUACACACACGACUGCGGAGCAUGAUUCUACACAGGCGCUACACACACACGACUGCGGAGCAUGAUUCUACACAGGCGCUACACAUGACCACAGGCAUGAUUCUACACAGGCAUGACACGCAACUGCAGAGCAUGAUUCUACACAGGCAUGACACGCGAGCAUGAUUCUACACAGGCGUUACACACAACUGCAGAGCAUGAUUCUGCACAGGCGUUACACAUGAGCAUGAGUCUACACAAGUGCUACACACGACUGCAGAGCAUGAUUCUACCACAGGCGUUACAGACCCUUGGCAUUUCACUUUUUGCUCAUUGAGGCCAUUUUAGCUGCUGGACACACAGCUCAUUGCAUUCCAGAAACUCGUUCUAUAAAGAAAUGCAGAGAUGGAACCUCAGGAAGUAAUUUACAGGAAGUCUCAUCAUCUGUUGGUAUGAUAAUGUCCUGCAGUGACACUAAGUACUUAGUACUGGUUUAUUAGCAUUAUACCACACAGUGAGGGUUUUCAUAAACACGUUUCUGUUCAAUUAGAAACUUCUGCUAGCAUUCCCAUCCCUAAUCAUUCUGCACCUUUCUUUACUCCUGCUGGCAGAGCUGUAACUUUAGAUAUUUCUCAAAACAUUGCAUGAUAGACACUUAGGCUUGGGCAGUAACAUGUCUACUGUAUAAUUCAAUAAUAAAACACAGCACCCUGAAGCAAUAGGUUCUCUGCUGUACAAUAACCCAAGUCUAAGUGAAUAUUGAUCCUUAGUUCACAAUAUAAGAAACAAACUAAACUUUUGGAGAAUUAUCCAGACAUUUGUAUAGUUUUAUUUCAGAAGUUUUUCUAAAGUGCUGAUAGGAAGAGGUGCUUGAAUACAGCACCUUUAAUGCACAUCAUCCUGUUGUAUGUUUCACAUUUUAAAAUACAUUAUUUUAUUAUUCUUAUUUUGAUUUCAAAAGAAAGAAUGUUUUGGGAGUUACCGGUGAAUUUGAUAAGGUUUGGUGAUUUGGUUCUGAAAUACUGUGUAGGCAACAUAGGGUUAAAUGUGAAGUACCUAUUAAACUGGACACAUGAACAGAUACUUGCAGUACUGCUCAGCCAUCACUUAAACAGGAAAUACAGUACUACUAAUGGGUGUGUUUAUGAGCAUGCUGAUACAUAUUUUAAUAGAACUGCAAUUAUGUAGAGUUUCUAAAGAUUUACACCCCAUGCAGUAAACUGGUACAUAAUAACCAUGCCAAAAAUAAUUCCUCAAAACUUUAUUUAACAAAUAGCACCAUUCAAUAUAAUGACAGCAUAUGAAUUCUCCCUCAUUUAAUUGCUAUGCCUAAGGCCUCACAAACACUAUGUAACCCUGCUUCUGAUUAUGCUUCACUGACAAUAGAACAUUAUGAACGAGAAGCAAACACAUCCAUACAAGCAGAUAGCAUACAGCAAACAGCAAACACAUCCAUACAAGCAGAUAGCAUACAGCAAACAGCAAACACAUCCAUACAAGCAGAUAAUAUACAGCAAACAGCAAACACAUCCAUGCAAGCAGAUAACAUACAGCAAACA